Budorcas taxicolor (takin) is the source of this 3667-nucleotide messenger RNA. It is a transcript of the gene RAB11FIP1, whose product is annotated as RAB11 family interacting protein 1. Gene Ontology annotation, molecular function: small GTPase binding. Bases 1 to 3666 code for a protein of 1221 amino acids. The transcript is spliced from 6 exons. Gene Ontology annotation, biological process: regulated exocytosis. Gene Ontology annotation, cellular component: intracellular membrane-bounded organelle. The record is from RefSeq and is a predicted model, not a curated record. Lineage: Eukaryota; Metazoa; Chordata; Mammalia; Artiodactyla; Bovidae.
AUGUCCCUGGCAGCCUCGGCGGGCCGGGGCCCCGGGGCCGUGUGGUCCCCGACGCACGUGCAGGUGACGGUACUGCAGGCGCGGGGGUUGAGGGCCAAGGGUCCCGGGGGCACGAGCGACGCGUACGCGGUGAUCCAGGUGGGCAAGGAGAAGUACGCCACCUCGGUGUCGGAGCGCAGCCUGGGCGCGCCCGUGUGGCGCGAAGAGGCCACCUUCGAGCUGCCGCCGCUGCUGUCGGCUGAGGCCGCGCCCGCCGCCGCCGCCACCCUGCAGCUCACCGUGCUGCACCGCGCGCUGCUCGGCCUCGACAAGUUCCUGGGCCGCGCCGAGGUGGACCUGCGGGGGCUGCACCAGGACCAGGGCCGCCGGAGGACCCAGUGGUACACCUUGAAAUCCAAACCGGGAAAGAAGGAUAAAGAGCGAGGAGAAAUUGAGGUUGACAUCCAGUUCAUGAGAAACAACAUGACUGCGAGCAUGUUUGACCUUUCCAUGAAAGACAAGUCUCGGAACCCGUUUGGGAAACUGAAGGACAAGAUCAAGGGCAAGAAUAAGGAGAGCGCGUCUGAUACGGUGUCAGCCAUUGUCCCCCACGUGACGCCCUUGGCUGACAGUGAUGACGAGUCUCCUUCCAAAGACAAGAAGAAGAAGUCAAAGAUCAAGACCUUGUUUUCCAAGUCCAACCUGCAGAGAACGCCGCUUUCGCAGUCCAUGUCUGUCCUGCCGACCUCAAAGUCAGACAAAGUGAUGCUUCGUCCUGGAGACUUCGAGUCCCGGUGGGAGGACGAUGACGAGGACAAGUCCUCCUCUGCCUUGGAUGUCUUGUCUCACAAGAGGACAGCAAGCGCGGAUCCUAAGCAGCUGAACCAGGUCAGCUUCAGUCUCCCCAAGAAGGAAGGCCUCUCCUUCCUGGGCGGCCUCCGGUCUAAGAACGAUGUCCUCUCCCGCUCGAACGUCUGUAUCAAUGGGAACCACGUCUACGCGGAGCCGCCCGAGGCCAAGACCGAGACCAAGGACAGCUCCCCGUCCCCCUCCCCAUCCCCCCAAGACCUCAGGAAGAAGCGGUGGUUCUCAUCUAUGGAAAACCUGGCCUCUCGGCCUUGGAGAGAGCCUGGAGAAGUAGGCGCGGUGCCUUCCGAGUCUUCCACAAAGGACGCCCUCAAGUCUGUGUCCCUGCCAUCCUACCAGCCACAGGUCAGCAGGGACCUUGGGGAGAAUGCGGCCCCAGCAACCUUGGAGGCUGCAAAGGAAACCAAAGAGAGCAAGAAACAGGAGAACAAGAAGCCGACUCUGCUCUUCCUGGUGCCGGGAAGGAAGGACACGGCCAAGGGCAGCGAGGGCGAAAGCCCUCCUGCUGCCGCCUCUGGGAAGGAGAGGGAGGGAGUGCCCGCUGCGCUCAGGGCCGGGGAGCACCAGCCAGGGCCUGCCGAUGACCUUGUGAAGAGAUUGGACAAAGAGGCUGCGCCUGUUGCCUCCGGACUAGGCCAAGCGCCAAACCCCUUUGAAGACAAGCAGCUCCCAGAACCAGAAGCUGACCCAGAGCCCAAGGCUGCGCCUGUCCCACCUGUUUUCUCGCCCAGGGCUCCCCAGACCAGAGCUGUGAAACCCCGGCCAGAAGUGUCUCCAGAGGCUCGGCCCGCACCCAGGCCCCCUCCUUCCACUAACUCUCGCCUCUUUCUUUCCACUCUCGCUUCCGGCUCUGGGCAGAUACCUGUCUCUUCUAAACUGGAGCGUGACUCAGAGACACUGUCCUCUGAGUCCCCUUCGGGCUCCUCCUCUGUCUCCUCUCCCAUAGCGGCCCCCAUCUCCACAUCCACCCCAAUUAAGAACUGGCCCUCUGCAGACCCGGGCCAAGCUGGCUCCAAAGAACCGCCUUCGCUCCUAGAACUAGAGCUGGAAAAGGAGACUCGGACCCGAGUUCCAAAUAUUGAUCCCCACGCUGCGGGCUCACUUUCCAAGCAGACACCCGUUCCAGUGACUGGAGAGAGGGAAGACUAUUCACCAGGGAAGACCAGUACUAACGACCUGGCACAGUCUCUCCGUACACAGCCUGAAGAGGGACAAGAAGGAGGGCUUCUGGGGUCUCCCUGGCAAGAACAACAAGGUGAUAUCGCUUCAUCAGACGAGGCCCGAGAAGUAGUAUCUGCUCUUGAGCCCAGGAGAGGCAGGAGGGGCAGCCCCGCUGGAAAGCCCCCAAGCAGGGAGGACCCAGACUCUGCGAAGGACGCAGGUGGCGGUGGCAGGCUGAGUCCUGCAGUUAAAGAAACGGCCCCCCCUCUCCACACGGGGGAGUCGGCCCCCACACCCGACUCCGCGACGACGCAGGGACAUGAAGAGAUGGGUCCGGAUGCCCGUGACAGUGGAAAGGAUACCAAGAAGCAGGCGUUGUUUUCCAAGCAGCUCUCUGUGGAAGAGGCCGGGGAGGAGGCCCCCAGGCUGGUCCAUGGGGACAGAGGGCCCCCACAGGAGCCAACGGCACCAGGGGCAGCUCCCAGAAACGCGAUGGACACGGGAGACUCCCAGGAGGGGGCGGCCGCGACUGGACCCGCGGCCCUGGCGACUGGCGCUCCCCGCCCCUCCUCCAAGGGGAGCUUCUCAGGGGGUCCCCAGCGGGCGACCGGCUCAGGGAGGGCUGGUCCCCUCCUCAGGAGUCAGGGAGAUGACACCCGGAUGGCACGGAACCAGAGCAAAGCCAGUGACCACGAAGGUCUGCUGUCCGACCCCCUGCGGGGCCUCCAGGCCCCCUGCGAGGCCAAGCCCCCAGGCGUGGCCCAUCUGGACCUGACCCUGCCCUCCAUCCCCGAGGUCGAGUCGGAGGACGAGAGAGGCGAUCAGCCUGAAGACGGCGGAGGGGCGGCCCUGGUGGCAGGCCAGGGAGGAGGGGCUCCAUCCUCCAGCAGGGGGCCCGUCCAGCCUGAGGGGGAGAGGGCGCCCAGUGAGGAGGCUGGCGGGUCAGCAGCAGGAAGCCUGCGUGACCCCACGCCAGGAGCACCCAGAGCGCCCGCCCCGGCUUCUGCAGAACAGACCCCAGGCCCCGGCGGCGAUGGUGGGAAGGCAGGACCAGCCGGAGAUGGGAGCCCGCCUCGGCCUCCAGCCGCUGCCCUGGGGUCCCCUGUGUCCAGCUCCCCCACCCUUCCCCCGCUUCCUGCCACACGCUCCUUUCCCCGCUCUGCACACUCUGACACCCCCCACACCAAUACAGCAGAAUCUCAAAAAAAAGCAACAGCCGAGGGCUCCGCGGGUAACGUGGAAAAUCCCGGCAAGAGGAAGCCGCUUCUUCAGGCCCGGGUCUCCCCCUCAGAGACACAGCCGAGUGCUGGAAGCAGGCCGGCCAAGCACAGACUUCAUCCCGUGAAGCCGAUGAACACCACAGCCCCCAGGGUGUCUAACUCCACCUUGGGAACUGCCGCGAUCGUGAGUGAGAACUUGAUCAACGAAGCCGGGAUGAAGAAAUACAAGCCCUCGGACCCUGCAUUUGCCUACGUGCAGCUGACCCACGACGAGCUCAUUCAGCUGGUCCUCAAACAGAAGGAAACGAUCAGCAAGAAGGAAUGUCAGGUGCGCCAACUGGAAGACUACAUUGACAACCUGCUGGUCAGGGUCAUGGAGGAGACCCCGAACAUCCUCCGGGUUCCCUCUCAGGUCGGCAAAAAAGCAGGAAAGAUGUGAU